UCAAGCGAGCGAGUACGACGGCCGGCCGUGCAGAAAGAAUCGCAGGUAGAGGGAGAGGACAUCAUCCUCGACGGUUAUAAGUGGAGGAGCCACCAUGGGCCAAGUUCAGUCGUCGCGGGGUAAUUGCCACGGACGCGCACCACAUUCCGCCACCCAAGGAACGCAAUUCGCAUCUUCUCUCUUUAGGCACACGCGAGUCGUGCUGGAGAUGAGUUGUGCUGCUGCAGGAGCUCAGUGAAGAGAGAAAGAAAGAAACUCGAUUCUGCAAGACUGCCCCGUUUGCUCAAUUUUUUGGCUGACUUUUGCGUGCAAGAAGUGAUUUAUACUUCAAAGCAGAGUCCACUGAGACCGCGCGACAUGACCCCGAGACAAAAAAUCGCCCUCGGGUGGUUGCUCCUAGUGGGAUGCGGUGCCCUGGCCAGUGCUCAAGAAUACAACUACCACCACUACUAUAACAUGCCCACGAAUAAUGACAUGUUCAUGCAAUAUUACAGAGGAUUUGGAGAUCGGCUUUUUGCGAGGAACGGUGGUGGUGGCGGCUUCCAGUGCCAGAGCGAGGGAUUCCACGCAGACCCCCAAGACUGCACCAAGUUCUACCGUUGCGUUAACUAUGGAGAAAGUCAGGGUCUGACGGCCUUCGAGUUCCGUUGUAGCGAGGGCACCGUUUACGACCCUGAUAUCACCGCUUGCAACCACCCCUGGGCUGUGUCCGGUCCUUGCCACGCUGCUCAGACUGCCGGACCGCAACCUGAACCGGAACCUGCCGGACCUGCCCAGAGUGCACCUCCCCCUGAGAACAGCAACCCUGAACCUGCACCCUCCAAUGAGGAGGAUAAGGACUACCCUGAACCUGCCCUGGAAGCUGGUUCCAGCAGCAGCGAGCAGAGUGAGCAACAAAGCAACCCUGAACCUGCCCCUGGUGACAAUGAGGUCGAAGGUUCGUCGCCAAACGAUGAGGUCCAAAGGGAGUGCACCAGCGAAGGAUUCUUCGCUGAUAAGGAUGACUGCAAGAAAUUCUACCGCUGCGUGGCAAACGAAAAUGGUGGUUACGACGCCUAUAAUUUCAAUUGCGGGGACGGAACUGUCUUUGAUGAGGAAAAAAGCGUUUGUAACCACCCUCAGGACGUGAAGGCACCUUGUGGAACUGGAUCUGGAAGUAGUGGUAGCAGCUCCUCUAAUGAAAAUAACGAGAUGAGCAACGAAAUCGAAGGAGGCUCCAGCUCAAAUAAUAAUGAACAGAGCACCACCACUACCACAACUGCUGCUCCUGCUUCCCAGACCACCACUGCUGCCCCUGCACAAACCACAGCUGCCCAGCAAGAGCAGACAACUACUACUAAAACCACCACCACUAGUACAACUACUGCCAAGCCAUCUAACUCCGAAGAAAGCUCUGGUGGAUCUGGAGGUCAGGGCAGCAACUGCAACCCCUACAAGGGUGAGUGCGAGGAAGAAGGUUUCUUCCCCCACCCUGACGACUGCAGGAAGUUCUUCCGCUGUGUUUCUAAUGGAAAGGAGGGAAGUUUCUCAAAGUAUGACUUUGAGUGCGGAGAGGGCACCGUUUUUGACCCGGCCCACAACGUUUGUAACCACGAAAAUACCGUCCAGCGCGACUGCAGCAAGACGCCAUCAAAUGAAUCGCAAACCCAAGAAGAAGGUGAAGGAGGGCAGGGUGGAGACGGAGGAAGCGGCGGCCAGGGUGGCCAAGGCGGUGAGGGUGGCAACAACGGUCAAGGAGGUGAGGGAGGCCAGGGUGGAAGCAGCGGUGAAGGCGGUCAGGGCGGAAACGGCGGCCAAGGUGGAAGCGGAGGAGAUGGUGGUAAUGGCAGCAGUGGCGGUGCAGGAGGAAGCGGAGGCUUUGGUGAGGGGGGUAAUCAAUCUUCCGGAGGGCAAGGAGGCGCUGGAGGACAGGGAGGCACCGGUGGAGAAGGUGGUUCUGGAAGUCAAGGUGGCGCUGGAGGUCAAGGAGGUGCCGGAGGUCAAGGCGGCUCCGGAGGACAAGGUGGCGCCGGAGGUCAAGGAUCCACUGGAGGGCAAGGAGGCACCGGUGAAGAAGUCGAAGGAGGCGCUGGAGGUGGAGAACAGGGAGAAGAAGUUACCGAGGAAGGUGGAAACGGAGAAGUUGGACAGUUUGAAAUGACUGAGAGCAGCGUGACUGAAAGUGGAAUAGAGGGUGGCCCAGCAGAAAUAUCAGAAGGCACAGAAGAAAUUGAAACUGGCGGUGGACAAGAAAUCGUCUUUCCAGUAACCGAAGGAGGAGGCGCCGAAACCAUUGGGGGAUCUGAAUUGGUCACAGAAGGCCAUGAAGGCGGAGAUGGUAGCUUGGGAGUAGAACAAGGUGGUGCUGGUCAAGAAGGCGAGGGAGGUAACGGCGGAAAUGGAGGCGAAGGUGGAAACGGAGGAGACGGCGGCCAGGGAUCAAACGGAGGAGAUGGAGGCCAAGGAGAAAAUGGGGAAGAAGGCGGCAAUGGAGGAGAUGGUGGAAAUGGACAAGGCGGUGAAGGAGGACAGGGUGGAGAAGGCGGUCAAGGAGGCGAAGGUGGUCAGGGCGGAAGCAGUGAAGAAAAUAAGGGAGAAUGCAACGCCGAAGGUUUCUACCCCACACCCGGUGACUGCAAGAAGUUCUACCGAUGCGUCGACAAUGGCAAGGGUGGCUUCACUAAGUACGAGUUUGACUGCGCCGAAGGAACCGUCUUUGAUCCUGAACUCAACGUGUGCAACCACGAAAGGGACGUCCAACGUGACUGCAACAGCACCGCCCAGCAAACCACGACCCAGAGCUCUUCCUCCGAACAGACCACAACUUCCGCUCCUUCUGAACAAACAACACCGAAAGAUGAGGAAGGUGACAACAAAGAGGAAGGGGCCACAACUGCUUCUUCAGGAACGACCACCACUGCCAGCAGCUCGUCCAGCGAAACCACUACUCAGCAGCAACAGUCUAGCGAAGGCACCACUCAGGCCCCUCAGGGAUCUUCGUCGACCACUGCUGCCCCUCCUAACUGCACCCCUGUUGAUCCCAAACCUGCCGAGGUCAACUGCACCAUGGACGGUUACUACCCUGACCCUACGGACUGCGCCAAUUUCUACCGUUGUGUUGAUUGGGACGAGAAGGGUGAGAAGUUCUCUGUUUACUUCUUCCGUUGCCCCAACGGAACCAUCUAUGACCCUGCGAUCAACACCUGCAACCACCCUGAGAACAUCCAGCCCCCUCGUGACUGCAGCGAACAACAGGAGGAGACCACCACCGAGGCUCAAGAGACGACGACAACUGAGAGCACCACAACCACUACAGCAGCCACCAGCGAGAACACCACCGAGCAGCAGACCACCGCACCCCCUCCCGGGGAGAUCCAGCAAACCACCACCGAGGGCCAACAGGAGUCUACCACCACUGAAAGCACAACCCCUGCCGCAACAACCACAGAGUCGACCACUGCAGCCCAGGAAACCACCACUCCUGAGGAAUCUACAAAGAGCCCUGAGGAGCCUUCAACCACCGAAUCGACCACUGAGUCUUCUGGUGGAAAUGCUACCAGCGAAUGUGAACAACUUCAACCUGGCCAGUACUCGUACGUUUGCCCCACUGGAUUCAGACGCCAUCCCAAGUUCUGCAACAAGUUCUAUCAGUGCACGGAGAAGAACGACCACAGUGAAAUCAGCGUUCUCACCCUCAGCUGUCCGGAGAACACCAUCUUUGACAACAACCAGCAGCAGUGUCUUGCCCCAGAGGAGGCUGAAAAAUGCAACGGUGAAAUUGCUCAGGAAUCGGCUGCCAGGCGCACCAGAAAUAGCAAGCCUGUUGUCAAGGUUGGAAGGGAGCAGCUCUGUCCUGGUGAGGGAUAUUUCAGUUUCUCUGCCGACUGCCAGCACUUCAUCAAGUGUAUCAAGGACGAUAGUGGAAUUGCUAGAGGCAUGUUUAACCGGUGCCCCGACGGCUUCAUUUUCUGGAAUGUGUCCAAGCGUUGCGAGCUGGAGACGCGGGUUGCGAAAAAGUGCAACGCACGCAGCCGCGACGCGCAGGGCUGGAACUUGAGUGUGGACUUCACGAACGUCGGCAGACGCAGCAGGCAGCUGCUCCGAAUGGAGUGAAAAAAUAGACUGCCCUUAUCGAGCACUUGCCAGAAAAGUAUUCAUGCAAGAAUUCGGCCCCCUUUUGCCAGGGGCUGUGGGAAUUACAAAGGUGGAGGUUUAGGCGAUAGAAACGUCAUGUUGUACGAGUGCUCUCAUAUCUAAUUAAAUCAAAAACGCUCUUUUCAUAUUAAUGUAUAACCGGAAGAUACGAUCGAAAUGAAAACAUUAUUCUGAGAGCACUCAAUCUAAAAAUUGGCAGGAACGUAGAAAAACUCUCAUGAUAGGGUGGUUACAUCUGAACUGAAUAAUUCAUAAACCUAUUUAUGUAUUAGCACUUUUUCCAACUUAAUGAAUUACUUGGUUCAGCUUGUGCCGUUAAUCUCAUUGUGCCAUCUGCAACCUGCAUUUUAAAACUUAUUUAUUUUACUAAUCAAGCAUUCGUAAAAAGGCUGUAAAUAUUAAGGACUAAUUUGCAAUAAAGUGAUAUUUCUAUAAUAUCUUCAAAAUA
Neocloeon triangulifer is the source of this 4582-nucleotide messenger RNA. RefSeq lists its product as uncharacterized. Lineage: Eukaryota; Metazoa; Arthropoda; Insecta; Ephemeroptera; Baetidae. Gene Ontology annotation, cellular component: extracellular region. Gene Ontology annotation, molecular function: chitin binding. The record is from RefSeq and is a predicted model, not a curated record. Bases 358 to 4092 code for a protein of 1244 amino acids. The transcript is spliced from 10 exons.